CACUAGAAUGCACACAUAAUGGUGCUUUGCUACUUGUGUUUUUUCUACCAAAGUAGGUGCAAGGUUGUAUCUGUAUUGGUGAAUAUCAUGCAGGAUUUUAAUUCUUGGGGAAAACACUGCAUUGUAGGAAACCGUACUUAGAAAUGGAGAAGAUUGCCUGUCUCUUGCUAUUGAUGUCUGUUGGUGUUUCCCUGGAUCAUUGCAGUGCUGCUGGCCCAACAAACCCUUUUGGACGUAUGUUUAAGGGGGUGAAAGUAACCAGCAGGACAAGAGAGGACCCAGGAAUGCCUCUUUUUCUUACACCUUACUUGGAGGCUGGAAAAGUUGAUCAAGCGAGAGCAUUAAGCCUGGUUGGCCAGCUACCAGGGGCAAAUGUGAAGAGCUAUGCUGGAUAUUUCACUGUGAACAAGACUUACAACAGCAAUAUGUUCUUUUGGUUUUUCCCUGCCCAGGUCAGUCCAGAGGAUGCCCCAGUCUUACUUUGGUUGCAGGGUGGACCAGGAGGAACUUCAAUGUUUGGCCUUUUUGUGGAGCAUGGACCUUACAUUGUGAAUGAAAAUCUUACAUUGAGCUAUCGGAAAUAUUCCUGGACAGAAAACUUUUCAAUGCUUUACAUUGAUAAUCCAGUUGGGACUGGCUUCAGCUUCACAGAUGAUGACCGGGGUUUUGCAAAAGAUCAGAAUGAUGUUGGACACGAUUUAUACAGCGCUCUCACACAGUUUUUCCAGAUGUUUCCUGAGUAUCAAAAGAAUGAGUUUUAUGCUACUGGAGAGUCUUAUGCAGGAAAAUACGUGCCAGCCAUUGGUUAUUAUAUUCACACUCACAACCCAACAGCAAAGGUGAAAAUCAACUUCAAGGGAAUUGCCAUUGGAGAUGGGCUCUGUGAUCCUGAAAUGAUGUUGGGUGGCUAUGCUGAUUUCCUUUACCAAACAGGCAUGGUGGAUGAAAAUCAGAAAGCCUUUAUCCAGCAGCAAACAGAUUUGGCAAUAAAGUAUAUCCAGCAGGAGAAGUGGAUUGAAGCCUUUGAUGUGUUUGAUGCUCUACUAAAUGGAGAUAGGACAGAGUACCCUUCAUUUUACCAGAAUGCUACAGGAUGUACCAAUUACUUCAACUUUCUUCAGUGCCAGGAGCCUUUAGACCAAGAAUAUUUUGGGUCAUUUUUGUCCCUCUCAGAAGUACGGAAAUCAAUCCAUGUGGGAAACCUAACAUUCCACGAUGGUUCUGAGGUUGAAAAACAUUUGCUUUCAGAUGUGAUGAAGACCAUAAAGCCUUGGUUAGCUGUGCUAAUGGAUAAUUACAGGGUUCUCCUAUACAGCGGUCAACUUGAUGUUAUAGUAGCUGCUCCUCUUACUGAACGAUUCCUGCCUACAGUACCAUGGUCUAAAGUAGAGGAGUACAAGAAAGCUGAAAGGGUGGUCUGGAAAGUCUUUCCUACAGACACAGAAGUGGCUGGCUAUGUGCGUAUCACCGGAGAAUUUUCUCAGGUAAUCGUGAGAGGUGGAGGCCAUAUCCUGCCCUAUGACCAGCCUGAACGGACCUAUUCAAUGAUUGACCGAUUUAUAAGGAAGUGUAAAGCUUUCGACUGUUAAUGAAUUCAGAUAUUACAUACCAGACAAAGAUAUCGUGGAUGUCGUAUAGUUUGAUGUGACUAUUCAUACAUUAAGAGCAUUGGCAUAUGUGGCACUUUUAACACCUAACUUUUCUAGUAGCCCAUAAUAUUGGAACAACCUGCUGAAGAUCCGAUAUAGUGAUUUCAGGCAAUUGUGCAAGCAUUUUCAGUUGACCAUUGCCUGAAUAUAAGGCAGUCCCCAUUUCAAGGCAAAAUUCCCAUGACAAAAGCAUUCACAGUCGGUGGGGUACUUGGCUAAUAGUUAAGGUCCCUCCAGAUCUGCUAUUCACCCACCUUACUACUGCCUCAAUGGGUGCUCUGCCACAAGCAUCCCAGCCGUCUCCACAUCUGUUUUCUCACAAACCAGGUGGCACUUCAGGCUAGAAAAACGGUGGUUUAUUACAACAGGUUGCUAGACAGUGGCCUAUUGUAAUACAUUCCUCUUUUUCUAACCUGGAGUGCUACCUAGUUUUUGAGAAAAUAGAAGUGGGGGUAUUUGGCUACAUGCGUUUGAGCUGCUUAAAAUCACCUGAAACUGCCCCAUGUGCCAUAUACCUUACUGUAAUUAAUUAGUAUCCAUUGUUUUUUCUUUUUUUGCAGCAGCAGUUUUGACAAGAAAAGGAAAUAAAUAAAAAAGUACCUUUGUUA
Molecule: messenger RNA, 2257 nt
Organism: Xenopus laevis (African clawed frog)
Lineage: Eukaryota; Metazoa; Chordata; Amphibia; Anura; Pipidae
Gene: cpvl.L
Product: carboxypeptidase, vitellogenic-like L homeolog
Exons: 13
Coding region: 144-1589 (481 amino acids)
Biological process (GO): proteolysis
Molecular function (GO): serine-type carboxypeptidase activity
Source: RefSeq, a predicted model, not a curated record